AUGAGGCGUUUCAGUACCUUAUUAGCAUCUUUUAAGACAUGCAAGCAACCUCAACCUACGAUCGAACGACCACUUGCUACAUCUUUAAUCACUCCCAAGCAUUUUUAUGAUCAAUCUAGGUUCUUUUCAGCUCAGACAGGAGUGAUCCCUCGAGAUUACGACCAUCCUUCACGGAUUGAGUUUCAACAAGAUUAUGAUAGUGCUAAAGGUGUUGGUGUAGAAAAGAAAAAAUGUGAAAUUCGUGUUUUGUCAAUAGAAAAUGUGAAGCCCAAUAAGCCCACUCCUGACUACCUUCGAUCAUUCAAGCUUUCUGCAUUGGAUCAAAUCUAUGGUCCGAGUUAUGUCCCACUUGUCUGGUUUUAUCCAAACAAUUUUAAUGGGAACAAAAACAUUCAUGACAUCGUUCUUCAAAGAUCAAAACUGCUAAAGCAAUCACUCUCGGAAACACUCUCUUGGUUUUACCCAUUUGCAGGAAAGUAUAUCGAUGAUAACCACGUCGACUGUAAUGAUGAAGGCGUUUACUACGUUGAAACACGAAUUGAGGGUGAUCUUUCGAGUUUCAUUGCAAAACCAGAUUACAAGUUAGUACAGAGGCUACUUCCGAUGCCACCAAACUCAACGGAGCCAACGCGAGGAUUCUAUCUCGCUAUGGUCCAAGUAAACUUCUUUAGUUGUGGCGGUGUUGCAAUUAGCAUGUCGAAUUCACAUAAACUCAUUGAUGGUUGCACUUACAUGAGGUUUAUAAGUGCGUGGGCGUCUGCAGCAAACGUUGAUAAAGAGAAAGUUUACCCUAAUUUUGACACUUCCUCACUUUUUCCGCCCAACAUUAAACCGCCUUCAUAUCCAUGUUUCCCGAUCUCAACCUUGACUGAACGACCAAUGUUGUUAAAGACAGGAAAGUGUUCGACUGAAAGAUUCCGGUUUGAUGCAAAGGCUUUACAAGCACUUAAGUCCAAAGCUGCUGAAUCUGUCUCCUCCACUCGUGUGGUAGCGGUCACCUCAUUACUUUGGAAAUGUGCAACUGCUGCUGCAAGGAAACUACACGGAGAAAGACCAUCAAUCUUACAACUUGCUGUGAACAUAAGAGGUAGAUUUGUACCACCUUUACCACGAAAUGCAAUUGGGAACAUCAUUUGGAAUGCAGUGGCUAAAUGUGAUUCAAAUGACGACUUGAGAUUAGAUACCAUGGCAAGACACAUUAAUGCUGGUAUUGCGAAAAUUGACACCAGUUUUGUUGAGCAGUUUAAAGGGGAGGGCGGUUUUGAUAAGAUUGUCGAUGAGAUGAAACACCUGGGAGGUCAACUGUCGAGUUUUGAUACAGAUUACUACUCUUCGAGUAGCAUGUGUAAUUCCGGGCUAUAUGAAGCUGACUUUGGCUGGGGAAGGCCUGUUUGGUCGUGUUUUGGGUAUUUAAACACUGAUCUUGCUCUCUAUACGAAUGCCAUACUUUUGAUGGAUACGAGUACAGGCGAUGGGAUCGAAGCAUGGGUCACCUUGAGCCAAGACGAAAUGGAGAUACUCGAGCAUGAUCCUGAUCUCCUCUUAUAUGCUUCUGUCGAGCCUAGUCCUCUCUAA
Messenger RNA from Erigeron canadensis, 1575 nucleotides. Its product is annotated as stemmadenine O-acetyltransferase-like. NCBI's taxonomy places the organism in Eukaryota, Viridiplantae, Streptophyta, Magnoliopsida, Asterales, Asteraceae. The coding region runs from base 1 to 1575 and encodes 524 amino acids. The record is from RefSeq and is a predicted model, not a curated record. The transcript has 2 exons.